CACCAAGAAUUCAAGAAAGGCAAGAGCAGAGGUGAGCAGCGAUCCUCCAAUGGCGGCUGCAAGGAGAGUGGUCUUGUUCCCCAGCCUCGGCGUGGGCCAUCUCGCCCCCAUGCUGGAGCUCGCCGCGGUUUGCAUCCGCCACGGCCUCGCCGUCACGGUCGCCGUCCCUGACCCGGCCACCACCGCCCCCGCCUUCUCCGCCGCGCUCCGCAAGUACGCAUCCCGCCUCCCCUCCCUCUCCGUCCAUCCACUCCCUCCUCCUCCUCAUCCUCCUGCCUCCUCCGGCGCCGAUGCCGCCGCUCACCCGCUCCUCCGUAUGCUCGCCGUCCUCCGCGCCCACGCGCCCGCCCUCGGGGACCUGCUGCGUGGCCCCCAUGCCGCUCGGGCGCUCGUGGCCGACAUGUUCUCCGUCUACGCCCUCGACGUCGCCGCCGAGCUCGGCGUCCCCGGGUACCUCCUCUUCUGCACCGGCGCCACCAACCUCGCCGUUUUCCUCCGUUUGCCACGGUUUUGCGCCGGGAGCAGCGGAAGCUUGAGGGAGCUCGGCGACGCGCCCGUGUCGUUUCCCGGCGUGCGCCCGCUGCCGGCGUCGCACUUGCCCGAGGAGGUGCUCGACCGUGGGACGGACAUAAGCGCGGCCAUGCUGGACGCGUUCGACCGGAUGGCGGACGCGCGCGGCAUUCUGGUGAACACCUUCGACGCGCUGGAGGGUCCCGGGGUGGCGGCGCUGAGGGACGGCCGCUGCCUCUCCAACCGCGCCACGCCGCCGGUCUACUGCGUCGGGCCAUUGAUCACCGACGGCGGCGCGGAGGAGGAGAGGCACCCGUGCCUCGCUUGGCUGGACGCGCAGCCGGAGCGCAGCGUCGUGUUCCUCUGCUUCGGGAGCCGCGGCGCGCUCUCGCCGGAGCAGGUCAGCGAGAUGGCCACGGGCCUCGAGAGGUCCGAGCAGAGAUUCUUGUGGGCGCUGCGCGCGCCCGCGGGCACGAAGCCGGACGCCGCGAUGUCUCUUCUUCCUGACGGAUUCUUGGCGCGGACAGCCGACAGAGGCGUCGUGGUGACCGCGUCCUGGGUGCCGCAGGUGGCGGUGCUGCAGCACGCAUCCACGGGCGCAUUCGUGACGCACUGUGGAUGGAACUCGACGCUGGAGGCUGUCGCAGCCGGCGUUCCAAUGGUGUGCUGGCCGCUCGACGCGGAGCAGUGGAUGAACAAGGUGUUCAUCGUGGAGGAGAUGAAGAUUGGCAUCGAGGUCAGAGGGUAUAAACCCGGGGCACUUGUCCAGGCCGACAUCGUCGAUGCCAUCUUGAGGCGGAUCAUGGAAUCGGAUGCGCAGCAGGGAGUCCUGGAGCGGGUCAUGGCGAUGAAGGAGAGCGCAGCGGCAGCAUGGAAGGAAGGGGGAUCAUCGUGCACUGCAUUCGCUGAAUUUCUCAAGGACAUGGAGGAGGGGAAUGUUGCCAUGGCGCAUUCCAAUCAGGUUGAAACUUGAAUUUCUUCCUGAGCAUGGCUCUUGACCUUUGCAUUUGUCUUCCAUCAAUUAGGAUCCAUAGAAAAUUGUCCAAACCCAUCUGCAAGCACCACAGUUGGUCAAAUGCUUGUUUAUGAUAAGCUUAAGUUCAAAUGAAAUUCACUGACCCCAAAUAUGUGAUGACAGGUCUCUUACUUGUUAGAAAUUCAAGCUUUUCAAUUUCGUA
Molecule: messenger RNA, 1688 nt
Organism: Oryza sativa Japonica Group (Japanese rice)
Lineage: Eukaryota; Viridiplantae; Streptophyta; Magnoliopsida; Poales; Poaceae
Product: anthocyanidin 5,3-O-glucosyltransferase
Molecular function (GO): UDP-glycosyltransferase activity
Source: RefSeq, a predicted model, not a curated record